UUUAUUAUACCCCAACAACUCAAGACCAAUUGAGAACUCAAAUUUUCCAGAGAAAAAAAAAACUUCCAAAAAAAAAAACAAAAAAAAAAAGUUAUGGGUGUGUCACCAUUAACAGUGAAGAAACUUGGUUUCAUCUUCAUGAUUGUUUCAGCUUCUGCUCUUUCUGUCUCUUUUGCAGGCCGAUCGUCGAUUCUAGUCCAUACACAUAUAAAUCUUCAUGAUGAGAUGGUGGAAAGAAGCAUGCAUGAGCAUGAGAGGCUUUUAAGAAUGAACACAAAGGAUUAUGGGCACAACAGUCCGUCGCCUAGACUUGAGAGGCCUCCUUUCAAGCUUAUUCCCAAUUGAUGACCUCAGCUUGGGCCUAAUCUAUCCUUAGUACUAAAUGUAGACAAAAUUAGUUUCAGUGACUGUAUAGUUCUAUCGAAGUUUGGAGAUGUAAUAUGAAAUAGAGUACGUGAAAACUAAAUAAAGGUAAGUAGCUAGCUCGAGCUAUGCUACAACUAUAUCAUGUGCGUUGCAUAUAUCCAUGUCAUCACAUUAUAGUGUCUU
Molecule: messenger RNA, 549 nt
Organism: Camelina sativa (false flax)
Lineage: Eukaryota; Viridiplantae; Streptophyta; Magnoliopsida; Brassicales; Brassicaceae
Product: protein CASPARIAN STRIP INTEGRITY FACTOR 1
Source: RefSeq, a predicted model, not a curated record